Filobasidium floriforme is the source of this 3465-nucleotide messenger RNA. Its product is annotated as RNA dependent RNA polymerase-domain-containing protein. Gene Ontology annotation, cellular component: nuclear RNA-directed RNA polymerase complex. Bases 1 to 3246 code for a protein of 1081 amino acids. Lineage: Eukaryota; Fungi; Basidiomycota; Tremellomycetes; Filobasidiales; Filobasidiaceae. Gene Ontology annotation, molecular function: RNA-directed RNA polymerase activity. Gene Ontology annotation, biological process: siRNA processing. The transcript has 12 exons. The record is from RefSeq and is a predicted model, not a curated record.
AUGGAUCAUACCGGCAAAUUCUCGCCUGGUUUCCACACGCCCACGAUCGAGUCGUCGAUCGCCUUUGAUGCGCGGAAAAAGGCCUUUCUUAUCGACGUCAUCCCGACCACGCCGGAACCCCUGCCAGCUGCCAUGGAACUGGUGGAUGCGUGUAUCAGGGUCGAAGACAUCAUCGAAGGCGGUGUGGCCAUUGUUGCGACCGCACACGAGGACUUGAUCGAUGUCACCAUGACCAUCACCUGCCGAAGACCGCCUCAGUUCUUCAUGCCGGUGCUCGACGAGCAUAUGCAACCGGCCUACAAGGAUAAGUCCGGAGCGCUACUUCGAUGGCGGAGAGCUACGGAAUUCGACUUUUCUGGCUCGUUCAAUGGGUGGGAGAGGGACGCCGGGAGCAUCAAUCCUGAUGGGGAUGUACGAUACAAGGUCAACUUUUGGGGGACAUACCGCCUAACUUUCUACCUCAUGCCGGCCGAAUACCGUUUGCUGCAAGCAUGUAUGCGAAGGCUGAGAUUGAUUGGCGAAGAGGAUGGCGAAAAUUAUAUCUCGUCUACAACCGAUUUACCAGCUGUUCCGAAACCGCCGAUCCCGCCAGAGACGCCCAUUCCCGAACACGAGACCAUGAUCCGUCCCGUGAUCAUCUCCGAGAUCGACUCUGUCAAGGAUUUGCCAUUUGCUACCCGAUACCUCGUCGAGGGUCUGGUCUCCCAAGGCCUGGUUCAGUCGCACCAAGUCGAACGCAUGGUUGAGAUCGUCAAUCGCCUGGAUGGACGAGGCGAGUACAGAAUCAUGAACCAGGUCCUCAGCGAUCUCUUUUCGGCCGAGAGGAUGGGCAACAUGGAGGUCACCUUGGAGAGGCGGGCCAAACUGUAUGAAACGCUGGAGAAGCUGGUCCGACCCAAGAGAUCCAAGCAGGAUAUCGCCGCUGAAAAGUCCACUGCCGAAGAGCCUAAUCAUUCGGUCAAGGUUAGACGAGCCAUCAUCACGCCCACGCGAAUGAUGCUUCAACCCGAGACCAAGGAGCAGGGGAAUUCCGUAUUGCGACACUUCAAAGAGUACCAUGAUCGCUUUUUGCGAGUGCAAUUCAACGACGAGCAUGAUCAGCUGCAAGUCAACGUUUCGGUCAAGGAGGCCAACGCCAUCAAUCCAAAGGCCGGAACCAUGGCUCGGGUUCACCGAGCGUUGACCCAUGGUCUCGUCAUCGCGGGGAGGAAAUACGUAUUCCUAGCCUCGUCUGCUAGCCAGUUGAAGGAACACAGCUGUUGGUUCUUUGCAGAGCUCAGCAAAAGCGAGAAUAAUGGGAAGCGAUUCGGUGUGCAGGAGAUCAUUCAGUGGAUGGGCAAUCUCGACAAGGAGCGAGUUAUCGCGAAGCAUGCAGCUCGACAAGGUCUUGUUUUGUCAACCACUCAGGGAGUCGACAUGGCCAUCAAGCUUAGGCGGCCCAUGGAUGACAUUGUGACCCGGACAGACCCGUCUGAUCCCAACUCUAGCGUUCUGUUCACCUUUACCGAUGGUGUCGGGCGCUGCGCGCAAAACGUGGCAGAUCAAGCCGCAAAGGACUUAGGAUUCGAUGAUCACGACGUCCACCGUCAUCCCUCGGCGAUACAAUUCCGUCUCGGGGGAGCAAAGGGGGUACUUUGCGCUUGGCCUACAGUGAAGCCGCGGGAGAUCUUCUUGCGACCUUCGCAAAUCAAGUUCGAAUCUGACAGCAAGAAGCUUCACGUCGUCCGAAUCGCUCAGUUUCGGAGAGCUUUCCUCAAUCGACAGUUCUGCAUCCUGUUUGCCGCGCUCGGAGUCGAUCCGGAAGUCAUCAAGGGUCUCAUCUGGAACAAGGCCAAGUCCAUCAUCGGCUUGGCCGAGCGAGUCGCAGCGAGUCGGUUGACCAGGAAGGAUCUGUGGAUGAUCGACAAGGUGGCUACCUUCCCGAUUGCCGCCUUGAUAAACGCCGGAUUUCACAAGGACCCGGUUGUGCUGGACGUUUGUACCGUUACCGAGCGACGCAUGCUCACGGACUUGCGAUGGCACGCAAGGGUCGAAGUCGAUAAGGGUGUAUAUUUAAUGGGAGUCGCAGAUGAAAGCGGUCUCUUGCAGGAAGGCGAGGUAUUUUGUCAGUAUGAGGACCCGGAGAGCGAAGAGGGCCCCGUCAUCGUUCAAGGAGAUUGCGCCAUCACUCGAGCUCCAGCACUGCACCCAGGCGAUAUCCGCAAAGUCAAGGCGGUUGAUAUCCCAGAACUCCGUUCGCUCAAGAACGUCAUCGUUAUGAAUGUCAAGGGGCAGCGAGACCUUCCCAACAUGUUGGGUGGUGGGGAUCUGGACGGCGAUGACUAUACCCUGAUCUGGGACGAGAGAUUUGUGAACCCUUUGCAAGUGGCUGAGCCUGCCGAUUAUACCGCGAUCAAACCGACGAGCGUGGCUUGGGUCGAUCACAAGGACAUCAAGGAGAACUUCGUCAAUCAUAUCCUGAACGACCUGCUCGGUUUGAUCGGAAACGCGCACCUGGCCUACUGUGAUCUCGAGCCAGAGGGACCAUUCAGCAAAAAGUGUUUGCAGCUUUGUCAGCUCUACAGUACGGCGGUGGACUUUGCCAAGACCGGUGUGCCGGCGGAGCUGCCCCCUGACUAUCGACCCAAUCUCUGGCCGGACUUCAUGGGCAAGGAGCCGUUCCGUUCGUAUCCCGGUAACAGCGUUCUGGGAGAAAUUUUCCGGAUGGUCGAGACAAAGGAACCCAAAGGUCUAUUUGUGGCAAAGACAGCGGACGAUAUCCGGCCCAGCAUGAUCGAUGCAAGGCUCGAACAGGUGGAGAUCCCGAAAGCGGUCAUGGCGCUGGCCGCGAAGCUCAAGAUGAAGUAUGACCUCGCUAUAUCCGCAUUGAUGGCAAGGUAUCGAUUGACCGAGAUGGAAUUAAUCAGCGGGCUCGUGCUCAAGAAUGGACGACGUCGGCGAAUCCGAGAUGGUGAUCUCAAGGACCCGAUGAGACGCGCCUAUCGAGAUAUCGUGACCGAUAUCCUGGACCUCGCUAUUCACGCCAUGAUCGACCUGAAGAUCUCGUCGAAUCUCGGACCACAUCCCUUGUUCGCCGUGGCGGCCUACAAGAUCACAUACCAGCCGAAGAAAUACCAGAACGUCAUUCCAAACCUCACGCUUACCGACGACGAUGAGCCUCAAACAAAACUGCUGUCCUUUGCAUGGCUGGCCUGGAAGGACAUCCUAUCGCUCCCGGUCUUCGAAGGACCUUAUCAGGCGGACUGAUCCACUUAGGAUUGUGGGGUCGAAACUACAAGAUACAUUUUACACUACAUGAAGAUUUCUGGGAACAAGUUGUAUACCGCCGAGAAGAUCCGAGGCUACUCUUUUAUGCAUUACAAACGGCCAGGCGCUUUUCAUACCUCAUCGCCGAAAACUAGAACCAAAUCACCACCAAGAGAUGCAUAUAUACACGCAUGCCAUCGGGAAAAGUUACGUAAGGAU